Stereum hirsutum FP-91666 SS1 is the source of this 189-nucleotide messenger RNA. RefSeq lists its product as uncharacterized. Gene Ontology annotation, biological process: regulation of transcription by RNA polymerase II. Gene Ontology annotation, cellular component: nucleus. NCBI's taxonomy places the organism in Eukaryota, Fungi, Basidiomycota, Agaricomycetes, Russulales, Stereaceae. The record is from RefSeq and is a predicted model, not a curated record. Gene Ontology annotation, molecular function: DNA-binding transcription factor activity, RNA polymerase II-specific; RNA polymerase II cis-regulatory region sequence-specific DNA binding. The annotation marks the transcript as partial. The transcript has a single exon.
GGCCACAAACGCUCACACGUGGACGAGAAGCCCUUCCAGUGCAAAUGGCCUGGGUGCGGGAAACGCUUCGCGAGGCAGCAUGACUGCAAGAGACACCAGCAGCUGCAUUCGAACCAUCGGCCGGUUACGUGCGAAGGGUGUAAGAAGCCGUUUGCGAGGCUGGAUGCGUUGAAUCGACAUCGUGAGUGA